Molecule: messenger RNA, 3064 nt
Organism: Carassius auratus (goldfish)
Lineage: Eukaryota; Metazoa; Chordata; Actinopteri; Cypriniformes; Cyprinidae
Gene: slc22a23b
Product: solute carrier family 22 member 23
Exons: 10
Coding region: 459-2243 (594 amino acids)
Biological process (GO): transmembrane transport
Cellular component (GO): membrane
Molecular function (GO): transmembrane transporter activity
Source: RefSeq, a predicted model, not a curated record
GCGUGAGCCAAUGGCAGCGCGAGAACAGGGCGGACCUUGCGUUUGGUGCUCGAUCGCCGGUGAUAAACGGGCGGACGCUGGUGCGUCGGGCGUGCGGUGCGCGAGUGACCAAGCCUUCGCUACACCCGGGGGUUAUUUAUUAUGUUUAUGAGAUAGAGCACGAGCGCUGGGCGGGAUCAGCUCAGCAUCAUCCCUGAUGUGAGGACCGCGGGACUCAAGCAUGGAGACACGGGCCACACCUGUGCGCCAGCUGCGUUACCUGCGGACCUGUUGGAGACCACCGGGCACAGUCGCGCAGAUCGGGGCAUCGUUCAGCCCGGCGAUGGCGUUGUUGUGACAACCGGGUUCGAGAAAGACCUUAUGGGGCCCCUUGCGCAUCUACUUAUCAUUACUGGGUCCCGUUCAGACCGGACCGAACCUCGGUGUGUGUGAUUGUGAGACAAAGACCCCUGAAACCGAUGGACGCGGUUCAGCUGGACGGGCUCGAGCCACCACCGGAGGAGAACGGCAGUGUGUCGCAGUCUGCGCCGCACAAGCGGCUCUCGCAGGUGGACACGGUAGUCCUUCCGUUCCUCGGGGGGUUCGGGAGGUACCAGCGGCGCCUGGUGGCUCUGACGUGGAUCCCGGCGUUCCUCAUCUCGUUCAGCCAGUUCUCGGACCAUUUUCUGCUCGGCCAACCGGACAGGAAGUGCGUCCGUCCGGAUCAGAACAGGACGAGUUCGGCUCGGGAUAUCUUCGAUCUGAUCGCGACCGGAAACGGCGCUGAGAGCAGCAACAUCACGGCGUGCGUGUGCCCGGAGUGGAGGUUCGAGCUGCAGUCGGGACUGCAGCAGAAUGUGGUCACCAAGUGGACGCUGGUGUGUGACGGCGAGUGGAAGGUCCACAUCGCUAAGUUCUCUCUGCUGGUGGGCUCGAUCGUGGGGUACCUGCUGAUGGGAGCGAUGGCAGACUGGUUGGGCCGGAUCCCCGUGCUGCUGGUGUCUGUGCUGUCUGUGCUGGUGUUCGGCUUGGCCGUGGCCUUCUCUGUGGAUAUGGCCAUGUUCAGCACGCUGCGCUUCUUCGAAGGCUUCUGUCUGGCGGCGAUCAGACUCUCGCUUUACGUCCUGAGGAUCGAGCUGUGUUUGCCCGCGUGGCGUUUCUCCAUGACGCUGAUCGCCAAUCUGAUCAUCGUGAUUGGUCAGCUGCUGAUGCCCGGUCUGGCGGCGCUGUGUCGUGAUUGGCAGAUCCUGCAGAUCGUCAUCAUCGCUCCGUUUGUGCUCAUGCUGCCAUACGUUUGGAUGUUUCCGGAGUCUCUGCGCUGGUUGCUGGUCACUCAACAUUACAAAAGAGCCAAGCAACAGAUGUACCGCAUCGCCCAUAGCAACAGCAUCGCCACGGCAACCGACUCCAGCGGCAUCCUCUCAGAGCUGGAGGCAGAGCUGCAGCAGAAGCCGAAGACGUACUGUGUGACGCAGAUAACCGGCACCAGAAACCUGUGGAAGAACACCGUCGUCCUGUGUGUGAACUCGUUGACGGGUUACGGCAUCCAUCACUGCUUCGCGCGCAGUGUUCUGGAGGGCAGCGCGUCUCAUCUUCACUAUUACGCGCUCGCGGCGAUCGCCAUCUCGUCCUGCCUGGUGCUGUUUCCGGUGGUGGCUGGCUUCGGCAGGAGAGGAGGACUGCUCACCUUCAUGAUCAUCACGGCUCUGGCGUCGCUGCUGCAGCUGGGUUUGCUCAACCUGAUCGGGAAGUACAGUCUAUUGCACGAUGCAGUUCUGCAGGACACACUGAACCAGCGCUUCUCGCACGCCUUCUCCAUCAUCGGGAUGUUCUCGUCUCAUGCGGUCAGCACACUCAGCAUCUUCUACUGCGCUGAGAUCACGCCGACGGUCAUCAGGGGUGGUGGUGUGGGUCUGGUCCUGGCGAGCGCAGGUUUCGGCAUGCUAACGGCACCGCUGAUGGAGCUCCACAAUCAGAAAGGUUUCUUUCUGCAUCACGUGAUCCUCACCUGUUGCACUCUGCUUUGCACCAUUUGCAUACCGUUGCUCCCGGAGACCGCUGGCCAACCGCUGCCCGAGACUAUCGCUGAGGGGGAGGGGCUUCUGCGGCAGCCCAUCCUCCCUGGAGAGCAGCACCACCUACUGGCCAGGACCGAAGUCAGGGAGUAUUCACGCGUUCAGGACACGCCUCUUCACCAAGUCGUAAAUCCCGGCAAUGGCUUGGUGCCUAGCAACAGCACAGCCAAUGGUAUGAGGACGUCAUAAUGGUGUUUUCUAUGAACGUUCGAAUGAAGAGUUUUUAAACUGUGAAACGCGAAAAGUGCCAAACGCCUCAUUAACCAGCAUCUGUGAAGAUUACUACCAUUGAACAAACUGGAAAUGUUAUUUUAACUUACAUUCACCGAAAUGAGCUCUAUUUUUUGAAUGGCCACUACCGAACAACAAACUCAUAGAGCAGUGUUUUUUUUUUUUGUAAGUUUGGUAUUUAUUAAGGACAGAAUGACGUUGAUAGUAAGAACCGUCUGACUUCAUUCAUGCACGGAAGCUUGUUUCCAUCACAGGGUAAAAAGUAAAUAAAAAAGGUAUUUUGCAAUGUUUUAUCUCGCAAAUCAUACUUUUUCUCGCGAUUCUAAGGAAAAAAGAAUCAAGAUACAAACCCAAGAUAUAAUCGGAAACUUUAAAAUAACAAAACUGAGAAAAGACAGAAUCGUAAGAUAUGAGACCAGAAUUGCAAAAUAUUAACUCGCAAUUCUGAGAAAAGUCAUAAUCGUAGGAUAUAAAUUAAAUUCAGAGGAAAAAAAAUCUAAAUUGUAAGAUAUAAACAGAAUUGCAAAAUUAAAACUAGCAAAUUCUGAGGUCAAAAUCGCACAAUAUAAACUCAGAAUCACAAAGUUUUAAGCUGCAAUUCUGAGAAAAGUCAAAAUGAAAAGAUAUAAAAAUAGAAUUGCUAAAUUAAAACUCGCAAACCUGAAAAAAGUUAGAAUUGUAAGAUAUAAACCUAAUUCUGAGAAAAGUCAGAAUUGUAAGAAAUAAACAUAGAAUCGCAAAAUUAAAACUCGCAAACCUGAAAAAAGUUAGAAUUAUAA